GAAAAAUGAAAAAAUUGCUGGCAGCAUAAAAGUCAAUAGGAUUCAUUCGAUCAAUUAGAGAAAUCUUCGAUGAAGAGUAUAAUGAACAUGCUUAGGAAUAUGAUGAUAUAUUAUAGAGCCUAAAAGGAAAACAAUAAUAUUAGUUUACAGAUUAUAAUUUUCCUCCUUAGAGCAGUUCAUUAAGUUUAUAAGAAUUACCAAGGAGUAAAAUAAUAAAAGAAAGUAGGUUGGAACAAUUUGAGUUGGAAAAGAGCAAGGGAGAUUUUUGAAGAUUAUGAUAUAUUUAAUGGAUGCAUAUAGCCAUCAGACAUAAAAUAAGGGAUAUUGGGAGAUUGUUAUUUUUUAUGUGCACUUAGUGUGAUAGCAGAGAAAUGUGAAUUAGUGAAGCGUCUAUUUCAUAACAGUGAAAUGAAUGAUUAUGGGUUGUAUGCAGUAUGGUUAAAUAUAAAUGGAGAAUGGACAUCUGUAGUAGUUGAUGAUUAUUUUCCAUGUAUAGAUAAUUAACCAGCCUUUAGUAGAGCAAAUGGAUUAUGGGUUAUGCUUUUAGAGAAGGCAUAUGCAAAAGUGUAUGGAUCAUAUUUGAAUAUAGAAGGAGGGAAUCCAGCAAUAGCAAUGAGAGAUUUGACAGGAGCACCAUAUGAAAAUAAAGAAAAUGGUUCAGCUUAAGAAUUUUGGGAUUAUUGUGAGUAAAAUCAUGAUUAAGGGUUUUUAUUAACAGCAUAUACAAAAGAGGCAGAAUUAGUUAAUCAUGAAAAUGAAUUAGGAUUGUUAGCAGGACAUGCAUAUGCAAUAUUAAAAUUGGCUAAUGUAUAGGAUUCGAAUAAUAAAAUAUGUAGAAUAAUGUAGAUGAGAAAUGUAAAAAAUAUAUAACAAUACUAUAGCCAUGGGGAAGAGUAGAAUGGAAGGGAGAUUGGUGUGAUAGUAGUAAAAAGUGGACAGAAUAAACAAAAUAAUAAUACAGUGUGGAAGAUAAUGAUGAUGGCAUCUUUUGGAUGUCAAUUGAAGAUUUUAGAACAUUCUUUGCAGGUAUUGGAGUAUGCAAAAUCAAAAAUGACUAUAUAUAUAAUAGUAUUCAAUGUUAGUUGAAUGAAAAUAAUUGCUGCAUAAUACAUUUAGAUAUGGUAGAAGAUUCUCAUAUUUAUAUUUCAUUUAAUUAAAAUGAUAAUAGAUUUCAUCUUAAUUAAAUUUCUGAUUAUAGAUAUUCCUUUGUCAGAAUCAUAGUAUCAUAAUUAAUUAAUAAUUCACUGAAAUAUAUUUCAGGUAUAUAUAGAGCUGAUAGAAAUGUUGUGGUUGAUUAGAAUUUAAAAAAAGGACAAUACUUAAUUUUUAUUGAAUUAUAGUGGUAAUAUCCAUAAAUCUAAAUCAUAAGCACUUUAAGUACUUAUGCAAGUAAAAAAGCAAAACUUAAACGUAUAAAUGGUUUGGAUUAUUUAAAUUCUAUUAGAAAUAUCAUUAAAGAUUACUCUGAUAAUAAUGCUCAUAAACUCAAAGAAAUUAACUAUUUAGAUCAAUACAACAAAAAUAUAUUUAAAAGAAUUGGAAUUGUUGAUGGAUAUUUAUUCCUUCAUUACCAAAAUCAAACCUUUGAUAGUAUUUUAUAAGAAGUUAUUAAUUUUACUGAUACUAUUGGAUAUAUUCCAAAAUCUCCUUUAUAAGCUACUAAUUUUACUAAGGAUGGAUAAUUAAAGAUCUAAUUUACCUCUCCUCCUUAAUCUGUUGUAAUCAUUUUAUUUUCCUAAGUAAAAUUCAUUCAUGAAAAUAGGUUAGAAGUUCUAUUGGAAAAUGCUAAUAUACUUAACAAUCAUAAAGCCAAAUCGUAUGUAUUCCAUAAAAACAUGAAUAAUAUGAUAACAAUUAAUUCAUUCUAAAGUAAUUGGAUCUCUCUUAGAUGUAAUUAGUAGGUAGACACAAAUUAAAUGUCAAAUAUUACUAAGAACAUUCUCAAUCUAAAUUUAAGAAUUCUAAUUUAAUUAAAAUAUUUCAAUCUUAACCAGAAAAUGUUGAGAUUUCCAGUUUAGAAACUUCACUUUUUUAUUAUUUCCAUGAUUUCCUUUCAGGUAUUAUGUUUUUUAAUUCCUAGAAAAUUGGGAACCUUUUAUAUUUUAUAUUUUACUACUAAACUUGCUAUUCAUCCUGAUAUUAAAUAAUCAUAGAACUCAUUAUGCUCAAGUAAUCAUAUCCAAAUAAUUUAGAUAACUAACAUUCUAAUAUUUAUUAAUUAGAUUUUAGGUGGUCAAAAAUUCAGAAAAUCUUUAAUUCGCACUUUGUCCAAAGCACAAUUCAUUUCAAUAUUUUUAGAGAUUUUAAUUAUGUUGUUGGGUUUCGAAUCUUAAUAUUUUGUUCUCCCUCUAAAUCAAUUAACAGUACUUUAUAAGCUUUUACUUAUUAUUACUAUUUUUCUAAAUUUCUUACUUUUUGUGUGUAUACUCAAAUUCCUUAUUCAUUAUGAGACGAUUGAGGCUGAAAUUUUCAAUCCAAUGCAAAUAAGGUAUAGAUUUAUCUUAAUUUAGAUUUAAUAAUUAUUUAAAUAAAUUAUCAUAGGUAUGA
This is a messenger RNA of Paramecium sonneborni, 2547 nucleotides long. The record is from the annotation of a GenBank genome assembly. NCBI's taxonomy places the organism in Eukaryota, Ciliophora, Oligohymenophorea, Peniculida, Parameciidae.